AUGCUCAAGCGCCGCAAUUCCGGCGACCUGAAGCUGGCCAAGCUGCCGCGAGGCUCCGUCGCUCGCGCGUAUCCGCGGGCCCUCUUUGGCGCCCCGCAAGCCGUUACCGACUGGGAACACUCGCAGGUCGACUGGCUCGACCACAAUCGCUUCGAAAAGGGCGAGCUCAUUGGGUCGGGUAAGUUCUCGCAAGUCUUUGCCUCCAUCGAUACCGAGAACCGCGACCGUCCCAUCGUCGUCAAGGUGUUCAAGACCGGCAAGGAUCUCAAAGUCAAGCGCGAGAUCUUCAUCCUGCGCUACCUCGAGAACGGCCCCAACAUCAUCGAGUACUACGGCUGCUUCCAGCUCCCGACCCCCGAGAAGGAAGCCUGCCUGGUCUUUGGCACAGUCAAAGAGACGCCCUGGCGAGAGCUGAUGGACGCCAUCAACUACCAAGACAUUCAGCACUACAUGUACCAAGUCCUGAAGGCCCUGGACUAUGCCCACUCCAAGGGCGUCAUGCAUCGAGACAUCAAGCCCCAGAACUUCAUCGCCGACCACGGGUCCCGAGUCAUCAAGGUCAUUGACUGGGGCCUCUCUGACUUUUACAUCCCCGGCCGUGACUACAACGUCUACGUUGCCUCGCGCUUCUUCAAGGCUCCCGAGCUGCUGCUGCACUUCAAGCGAUACGAUCACGCAAUCGACAUGUGGGCCUUUGGCUGCACGCUGGCCGCCAUCAUCUUCAAAAAGAACUUUUUGUUCAUGGGUGACGACGACCUGGACCAGCUCUCGGUCAUCACCGAGCAGCUGGGCACGCAGGAGCUCGUCAACUACGUCAACAAGUACGACAUGUCCUUUGGCGGUCGCAUGGAGAUCUCGGGCUUUGUCUUUGGCGGGGCAACCAACUACCGACGCAACUGGGACUACCACGUUAACGACUCGAACCGCGACUGGGCCACCCUCGAGGCCCUCGAUCUGAUCGACCGGCUUCUUCGCUACGACCACCACGACCGCCUCACGGCCCAGGAGGCCAUGUACCACCCCUUCUUCAAGGACUAUACCGACCCCGAUGCUCCCAAAGACACGGAGUGCGAGCAGGUCUCGUCGGACCCGAACGAAACCCCAUGUGCCGAUGAGAUGCCAGCCCUCCAGAUCUAG
Molecule: messenger RNA, 1137 nt
Organism: Polychytrium aggregatum
Lineage: Eukaryota; Fungi; Chytridiomycota; Chytridiomycetes; Polychytriales
Product: kinase-like domain-containing protein
Exons: 3
Coding region: 1-1137 (378 amino acids)
Biological process (GO): protein phosphorylation
Cellular component (GO): protein kinase CK2 complex; cytosol; nucleus
Molecular function (GO): ATP binding; protein serine/threonine kinase activity
Source: RefSeq, a predicted model, not a curated record